Messenger RNA from Dreissena polymorpha, 888 nucleotides. RefSeq lists its product as uncharacterized. Bases 135 to 701 code for a protein of 188 amino acids. Gene Ontology annotation, molecular function: protein binding. The transcript has 2 exons. NCBI's taxonomy places the organism in Eukaryota, Metazoa, Mollusca, Bivalvia, Myida, Dreissenidae. The record is from RefSeq and is a predicted model, not a curated record.
UGUGUCAGGAUGAGCCGAAGCAUGAUAAUGAAGAGCGGUUACUGGAGAGAGUUUUUAAAAACGAACUAGCACUUGAAACCCUAUUGAAAGAAAUCAAGGGGACAAACGAAGACGUAAUUAAAGGAUUGCGAGAAAUGCGGAACACGAAAAGUGUGGUCGGUGAGUUAGCUUACAAACUCGAAAGAUCAGAAACCGUGACGACGCUGAAAACUGGUAAAUUUAUGAAAGACGCACUGUCAAACAUUACAUCGGAACUCCUCAGAAUACGGAGCAAUCUGGAAGAUGCGACCUCUGAUAGGCAGACCGAUGUGCCGUCAGCUAUAAAACGAGGGCCGCCGUCAAUCCAGCCCGUGUAUUUCCACGCCCGCUCACCGGCGGAAGUCAAGCUCGAUGCCAACCAAGAUGUUAUCUUCACAUUCAUCGAACUGAACGAAGGAAGCGGCUACAAUUCAUCAUCGGGGAUAUUUACUGCCUCGAUUGCAGGACUGAACAUGUUCAGCGUUGUAAUUUUCAAGAAUGGGACGCUCAUACAGGUGGCCCGAAACAACGGCUCGUCAGGCAGCUCCCCGUGCGCAACCAUGCAAGUUAUCUCCACCAUUGCCGUAGGGGACCCUGUGUGGAUUCGCACUGUCGCCCGUACAGAACUGCAUGAAAAUGAUGGAUUGUAUCGGUCAACAUUUUACGGCGUAUUGUUGGAUUGAUAUACUGUGUUGAAAUAAGUGAGUUUAUUCAUAAAAAGUUUACACUACUUCAAACUAUAAUUAAAUAAAAUUGUGCUUCCUUAAGUGAAAUUGUUUUAAGAUGCUUAAUUUCACUGUACAAAGACGAAUGUUCAUUGUUUUGUAUAUAAAGCGUUGGAGCCAAAAGUAAAUAAAUAAAUAAAAUUUA